Drosophila persimilis is the source of this 1773-nucleotide messenger RNA. Its product is annotated as protein disconnected. The record is from RefSeq and is a predicted model, not a curated record. Gene Ontology annotation, cellular component: nucleus. Lineage: Eukaryota; Metazoa; Arthropoda; Insecta; Diptera; Drosophilidae. The transcript is spliced from 3 exons. Bases 39 to 1643 code for a protein of 534 amino acids. Gene Ontology annotation, biological process: regulation of DNA-templated transcription.
CGACCGUCCCGGCCAUCCAUUCAUCCGGACAAGACACCAUGGAGCACAUUAUGAAUCCGUUCAUGUCGCCCGCUUAUCUGCUCGGCCAUGGCCCACAUUCACAUUCACAUUCACAUGGCCAUGCCCAUGCCCAUGCCCAUGGCCAUGCCCACGCCCAUCCGGGUAUGGCCAGCGGCACAAAUUCGCCGGCCAGCUCUCCAGGUGGAUCCUCGGGCUCCGGUGCCGGACAAAGCAGCAGCAGCUCCUCAAAGCCCAAGCGCUGGGGCUCGCCGCCCAUCAACCUGGCCGGACAGUUCAUCAAUCCGGCCACCGGCAAGAAGCGCGUCCAAUGCUCCAUCUGCUUCAAGACCUUCUGCGACAAGGGCGCCCUCAAGAUCCACUUUUCGGCGGUGCAUCUGCGGGAGAUGCACAAGUGCACCGUCGAGGGGUGCAACAUGGUAUUCAGCUCGCGCAGGUCUCGGAAUCGGCACAGCGCCAAUCCCAAUCCGAAGCUCCAUUCGCCCCACAUUCGCCGCAAGAUCUCGCCCCACGACGGACGUACAGCGCAGCAGUUCCCCGUUUUUCCCGGAGCAGCUGCCGUGGCUGUGGCCGCCGCCGGCCGCUUGCCGGCUGCCUUUCCAGGACUCCUGCCACCACCGCCGCCGCACCACCAUCCGUCACAUCAUCAUCCUGCCGGGGUGGGCUACGGACCUGCCAUGAUGUAUGGCUCCGGACUGCACAGCCUCGGACUGCUGUCCGCUGGACAGGAGCGAGAGCAGGGAGACGCUGAUGCUGAUGUCGAUGCAGAGGGAGAUGGCGAUGAUGAUGGUGUCUUUGUGUACGUGGACAUGCAUGCCAAUAGCUCCAGUCCGGCUGCCUCCAGCCAGGAGUGCCCCAGCGAGACGGAUGCGGAUGCGGACGAGGAGAUGCACUGCAGCCUGAGCCUCACCAGCAGCAGCAGCAGCAGUGGCGCCUGUGCCGAAGAGCAGCGCUCAGCCGAUCAGCCGCUGGACUUCAGCCUCCACAAGCGACGCGAAACAGAGCCAGAGCCAGAGCAGGAGCAGGAACCAGAGCGGGAACGGGAACGGGAACAGAUCAAGCGCUCGUCCAGCCCCUGUGGGGGAGCCUUCUCCAUGGAACGCCUGCUGAGCAAGCGCAAGCGGAGCGACAGCAGUGCCUCUGCCGCCGUCUCCACGGGCCUCCCAGAGACGAGCAUCAAGAUGGAAAUGGAGAAGCACUCGCCCGUUCCACUGUCCCUGUCGCUGCCACUGAGUCUGCCCCUGCCGCUGGCCAUGGAUCUGGAGGAGCAGCAUCACUUCCGACUGCUGCAGACGCAGAUGUUUGCGGCCGCUGCGGCCGCCGCUGCAACCGCCUCCAGCCAGCAACCGCCCAACGCCUUCCUGCCGCAGGGUGGCGUCGAGCCGCCGUCCCACACCUCGCCCAAUGCCCCGCCCAUGUGGAGCCUGCUCUCCGAGGUAUACCGCUCGAUGCUGCUCAAGACGCAGCAGCAGCAGCAGCAGCAGAGCCACCAUCACCACCAAAGCGGAAGCCACCAUCACCACCACCACCACCACCACAGUGGACACCACCAGCAGCAGCCGCCGCAGCAGUCGCCGGCGCCGUACGGCGACCUGCCCCCGACGAAUGCCGCCAUCUCCGUCUAAGCUUUGGGAGCCGCCAAGGACGAAGGAUCCUUAGUCAAAUGUUUAUUAUUAUUUUAUUAUGAAUGUUUUAUAUUUUGUGUGUGUGUGUUUUUUUUUUUUAAUUUUAAUUUUUAUUGUGGGCCUCGCGGUG